Alternaria atra is the source of this 711-nucleotide messenger RNA. RefSeq lists its product as uncharacterized. The record is from RefSeq and is a predicted model, not a curated record. Bases 1 to 711 code for a protein of 236 amino acids. The transcript has a single exon. Lineage: Eukaryota; Fungi; Ascomycota; Dothideomycetes; Pleosporales; Pleosporaceae. Gene Ontology annotation, molecular function: oxidoreductase activity, acting on the CH-OH group of donors, NAD or NADP as acceptor.
AUGGCAACCUACUUCCUGACAGGUGCCAACCGCGGCAUCGGCCUAGAAUUCGUACGCCAACUCGCCGCAAAACCAUCCAACACCAUCAUCGCAGGCGUCCGCUCCAAAUCAGGCGACACUUCGGAACUCGAAAGCCUGAACAGCAACUCAAACAUCCACAUUAUCGAGUGCGAUGUCAGCUCCCUCGACUCCCUUGCCAGCAUCGAAUUCCGUGUUGCAGAGAUCCUCACCAAAACCGGUGCUAGCCUGGAUUUCCUCUUCAACGUCGCUGGGAUCAAUGCAACGAGCGCUGAUACAAGCCUGACGCUCGAUCCGAAGAGUUUGAACGAGCAUAUGCAGACAAAUGUCCUUGGUCCGGCCAAGAUUGUCGAAAGUCUGAGGAAGUAUUUAGCGAGGGGCGCGACGGUGCUGAAUAUGAGUUCGGGACUUGGUAGCUUGACUGUUGCGACAGAUGUGACAAAGUGCUGUACUUAUAGCAUGAGUAAGGCAGCUUUGAACAUGUUGACAUUACAUCAAGCGAAGGAUUUGAAGGCGAAUGGGGUCAAGGUUAUCUGUAUGGAUCCUGGUUGGGUGAAGACGAGGAUGGGUGGAAAGGGUGCGAUGAUCGAGGCUAAAGUUAGUGUGGAGAGUAUGUUGGAUGUGGUGGCUGGGCUUAAGGAGACUGAUAGUGGGAAGUUUUAUCGGUACGAUGGUGCACCAGUACCGUGGUAG